AUGAGCGGCGCCCGCGGCAGGGAGCGGUCGCCGCUGUUUGGGGGCGCGAAUGACCGCCAGGGGGGUCUCUCGGCGGUCGGCACGGACCCCGAGUCGCUGGAGCGGAACAACGACGCGCAGAUCGCGCAGCUCGAGGAUCGCGUGGGGAUGCUGAAGGACAUCACGUCGGGCAUCCACGGGGAGGUUGGGAGGCACAACCGCGUGCUGGACGGCGUGGACGGGGCGUUCAACGUGUCGCGGGCGCAGCUGGGCGGCACGGUGGACCGGUUCAGCCGCGUGAUGGUGAGCCAGGUCAAGUCGAAGCCGCUGGUGACCGUGGGCAUCAUGGUCGCGGCCCUCUGGGUGCUGUACUACGUGGUAUUUAAACGAUGA
Messenger RNA from Pedinophyceae sp. YPF-701, 372 nucleotides. The record is from the annotation of a GenBank genome assembly. Lineage: Eukaryota; Viridiplantae; Chlorophyta; Pedinophyceae.